AUGAAUAACAACAAGGAGUCGGGCGUCUUCUCAGACGACGUGCACUUCCCCAAAGAUGGCACAAUCUCCCCUUCAACAGACCGCGAGGAACUUCAAAUCUUUUCCGUUGGCGAGAUCCUACAAUCACAGGGCGUCACUCGCAUAGAGGCAGUCUAUCGUAAAGCCAAGCAGAACCGCAUCUCCCUCUACCUCGUUGGUCUAUCCGUCCUCGUCUGCGCCUGGGCCUACUCCCUCGACAGCUCGACUACCUCUUAUUACAGCAUGGACGCCUCUUCCUACUACAAACGGCAUUCAUCCGUGCUAUCGACCCUCUCCAUUGCCACGAGCAUCAUCUCAGCCAUUUCGAAGCCCUUCAUCGCAAAGAUCUCCGACACCACGUCUCGUCCAUACACCUACAUCGUGACGCUGUUCUUCUACGUCCUCGGAUACGUAAUCGCCGCUUCAAGCACAUCAAUCUCCGCCUAUGUCGUCGGCGAAGGCUUCGUCGCCAUUGGCUCCUCCGGUCUCGACCUCACCAACGAUAUCAUCGUCGCCGAUCUGACACCCCUGGAGUGGCGCGGCUUCGUCAGCUCGCUGCUCUCGGCCCCUUUCAUCAUCAACACUUGGUUCGCUGGGAAGAUUGUCGACGCGAUGCAGGCUCGCAACCAGUGGAGAUGGGGAUACGGUAUGUUUGCCAUCAUUAUGCCCGCCGCUCUCGGCCCGGCGAUCGCGACAUUGCUGUACCUCGACAGGAAGGCGAAGAAGGACGGCAUCGUCAACCUGGCUUCCGCGAAUGCGGCGCGUCGUGCUGCAAGGGAGUUGGCAGAGAAGAAGGGCUAUGAUGGACCGCGUGGAGCUAUUGUAGCUCCGGCUGCUGAGCCAGCGGGCACUUGGACAGAAGGCCUAAAGCGCAACUUGAUCGAAAUCGAUGCGCUUGGUCUGAUACUCUUGGGCUUUGGCUGGAGUUUGCUGCUUCUGCCAUUCAGUCUCAAAACUUAUGCCAAUAACGGUUGGAGAAAUCAGUCACUCAUUGCCAUGAUGGUUGUUGGAGGCAUCUUGCUUAUCGCGUAUGUGGUCUAUGAGAUCAAGUGGGCAAAGGUACCCAGCGCACCGCGCAGACUGGUCAUGAACAAGACGUUCCUUAUGGCCAUCGUCAUCGACUCAUUCUACAUGCUGGCAGGUAAUAUGCGCGGCUUAUACUGGUCAUCUUACGUAUACAUUGCGAAGCCUUGGUCCUCGCAAGACUGGGUGUAUUACAACAACACCCUGACACUUGCGCUUUGUGUCUUUGGCAUGGUCUCAGGUCUGCUACAGCGAUGGACCCAUCGUUACAAGAUGCUUCAGGUCUUCGGUCUUUGUAUCAAGAUCAUUGGGAUCGGCAUCAUGAUCGAUGGUCCCCGAGCCACCAACUCCACCGCGCCCAUGGUCAUCUCGCUGAUCAUGAUCGGUGCCGGCGGUGCUUUCUCCGUCGUAGGCUCACGCGUAGCGUCCCAGGCCUCCGUCCCUCAUCAGGACGUUGCCUUGGCCAUUGCCUUGCUCUCUCUGUGGUCCAAGAUUGGUAGCUCCAUAGGCAGUGCCAUCGUGGCGGUUAUUUGGGCCGACAAGAUGCCCAAACUCUUGCGCCAGUAUCUACCUGCGACUGCGACUGAUAAGGACGUCAAGACUCUCUUCGGCAGCGUCCGCACCAUUCGGACCAAGUACGCAUUCGAUGAUCCGAUGAGACAGGGUGCCAUCGAGGCGUACCGCCGCACAUUGUACUAUUGCCUGGUGCCAGCUUUAGCCCUGGCGUUUGUCCCUCUCAUUGCCGCGCUCUUCCAAACCAACUUCUAUCUGGGCAAGCAGCAAAACGCGGUGACCAACGUCGGCAACGAUGGUCAAGUUCUGAAGGAGGAGGACCACAACUCCAAAAUUUUACCCUCACCAAAAAGCAAGAAGGAGGCGUUCCUUAGGUUCUGGGCCGGGCAGAAAUGA
Messenger RNA from Colletotrichum orchidophilum, 1950 nucleotides. RefSeq lists its product as uncharacterized. The coding region runs from base 1 to 1950 and encodes 649 amino acids. Gene Ontology annotation, biological process: transmembrane transport. The transcript has 2 exons. The record is from RefSeq and is a predicted model, not a curated record. Lineage: Eukaryota; Fungi; Ascomycota; Sordariomycetes; Glomerellales; Glomerellaceae. Gene Ontology annotation, molecular function: transmembrane transporter activity.